Messenger RNA from Cherax quadricarinatus, 5714 nucleotides. Its product is annotated as divergent protein kinase domain 2A. The record is from RefSeq and is a predicted model, not a curated record. NCBI's taxonomy places the organism in Eukaryota, Metazoa, Arthropoda, Malacostraca, Decapoda, Parastacidae.
UAUUAUUAAUAUUAUUAUUUUUAAUGAAGCCAAUGCUCCAGCGGUAUCGCAUACGGCUCCUCCAGCAAUAACGACCCUUAAUUCCAACGCGAACAAGCAUACGAUGACAGCAGCAAUGAGAAGACGACGAAAAAAGAUGUGGACACUAUGUGGUGUGUUGCUACUGCUGUUAGUUUAUCUUGGUGGCUGGUAUCAGAGACUUGACGAGCAAUUUUUUGAGUUACACACCUGCCCAGCUUGUUACGGCCAGACACUGUGUUCCCAGUUAUUAAGAGAUGAAUACUCAUCACAUAGCAAGAUAGAAUUAACAGGUUUUACAAGCUGGAAAAUUAUUAACUUUUUUAAUGUUAAAAAUGUGUAUUAUGGGCAAAGUGGAGAAAAUUCAAUUGUAUUAAAGAAGUUGGCUCAUAAUUCUGAGCUAAAGGAAUUCGACCAAAAUCUGUGUAAAGCAAGCAAAGAAACUGAAAACUGUGAUGUAUCACAGGCUAUAAAAAAUAUUUUAAUCAAGACCAACCAUAAUUUUUCACAGAUAAUUAGUAGGUACCCACAGUUGUUUGAAAUAAGCGAAGGAGUGAGAUGCAAUCAUAACAGAAGCAUUCAAAAUUUAUAUGAUAACUACAUCAAAAUUGAUGCAGGACCUUAUCAUCAUCAUCAUUUUAUCACCAUGUUAGCAGUCAACAUGGAACCUCUCAUAUUAAAUGCUUACCAGCAGCAGCAGUGGUUCCCCUUCCUCCAUGGAAUGUGUGGUCGGGUCAUGGUGGAAAAUUAUGUUGGACCUACUCUCACGCAGCUUAGUCAAGUGCCUUGGAUUGUCCGUGCUGAUUAUGCUCAUCAGUUGCUGGAGUUGGCUCAAGACUUCUCAGAAGGAGAGUUUCGCCUUUACUUGACAGAUGUGUCAUUGGAUAAUUUUGCUGUUGACUCGAAAGGAAAAGUCAAAAUAAUUGAUGCUGAGAAUAUCGUGAUGGUGGAUCCCUCCAUUCCUGGCCUUGACCCCACAGAACAUGUUAAUGAUGGAUUCGGAUGCCGAGACUGUCUAAGUUUUUCAUAUGAAGAUCUUUGUGGUCAUACCUUUUCUGAUCAUAACUUCUUUGCAGUAUGCAAGGGUAUACUUUCAUCAAGUGCAUUUUCACAAGAUCUCCCUGAAGGUCUCUUGCACUCACCUCCCUCCUGGGUAUUCGAGGAGUAUCCAUUACUGUUAUCCUUGGUUGAAGACUGUGCAGGCCAUCCCUCUGGCACAAAUGCCUACACUCAUGCCCUACCCACGAGGAGAAAGGCAGCAGCUGCUCUUCACACGCAGUUAUUGACUGUACUGCAGAAAGGAGGAAAGCCCAGCUGAUGCUUCAACUCUGACAACUAGUACAUGUAUACUAGAGUUAUUUUCAUUAAUAUAAAUUUAUUUCUGAUUUUGAACAAAUGUUAUUUAUUUAUUCUAAUUAAUAUGUAAGAGAAAUCUUGCUUCAGAGGAGUGUUGAUAUAUACAUGUAUAUUUUUUUUUCAACAUGUCGGUCAUCUCCCACCGAGGCAGGAUGACCCAAAAAGAAAGAAAAUCCCCAAAAAAGAAAAUACUUUCAUCAUUCAACACUUUCACCUCACUCAUACAUAAUCACUGUCUUUGCAGAGGCACUCAGAUAUGGCAGUUCAGAAGUCCCUCGAAACUGCCAAUAUCCCAAACCCCUCCUUUAAAGUGCAUACAUUGUACUUCCCAUUUCCAGGACUCAAGUCCGGCUAACCGGUUUCCCUGAAUCCCUUCACAAAAUAUUACCCUGCUCACACUCCAACAGCUCGUCAGGUCCCAAAAACCAUUCGUCUCCAUUCACUCCUAUCUAACACACUCACGCACACUUGCUUGAAGUCCAAGCCCCUCGCCCACAAAGCCACCUUUACCUCCUCCCUCCAACCUUUUUGAGGACGACCCCUACCCCGCAUUCCUUCCCCUACAGAUUUAUAUGCUCUCUAAGUCGUUCUACUUUGAUCCAUUCUCUCUAAAUGACCAAACCACCUCAACAACCCCUCUUCAGCCCUCUGACUAAUACUUUUAGUAACUCCACACCUAAUUUCCACACUCCAAAUUCUCUGCAUAAUAUUUAGACCACAUAUUGCCCUUAGACAGGACAUCUCCACUGCCUUCAUCCACCUCCUUGCUGCAGCAUUUGCAACUCAAGCUUCACACCCACAUAAGAGUGUUGGCACCACUGUACUUUGCCUUCAUGGAUAACAUUUUUUUAUCUCCACAGAUACCUCAGUGCACCGCUCACCAUUUUUCCGUCAUCAAGUCUGUGGUUAACCUCAUCCUUCAAAAACCCAUCCACUGACAAGUCAACUCCCAAAUAUCUGAAAACAUUCACUUCUUCCAUACUCCCUCUCUCCAAUGUGAUAUACAGUUUUUCUUUAUCUAAAUUGUUUGAUACCCUCAUCACCUUUUAUCUAUGUUCACUUUCAACUUUCUACCUUUACACACCCUCCCAAACUCGUCCACUAACCUUUGCAGCUUUUCUUUUAAAAUCUUCCAUAAGCACAGUGUCAUCAGCAAAAAGUAACCACGUCAAUUCCCAUUUUGUAUUUGAUUCCCCAUAGUUGAAUCCCACCCCUCUCGCCUGCACCCUAGCAUAUACUUCUUUUACAAUUAAAUCUAUAAAUAUGUUAAACAACCAUAGUGACAUUACACAUCCCUGUCCAAGACCUACUUUUACUGGAUAGUAAUCUCUCUUUCCUGACCUGAGCCUAUCCUCAUAAAAACUCUUUACAGCAUUUAUUAAAUUACUACUAAUUCCAUACACUUGCAACAUCUGCCACAUUGCACCCCUAUCCACCCUAUCAUAUGCCUUUUCUGAAUCCAUAAAUGCAAUAAAAACUUCCCUACCUUGGUCUAAAUAUUGUUCACUUAUAUGCUUCAAUGUAAACACUUGGUCUCACAUCCCUUACCCAUUCUAAAGCCUCCUUGUUCAUCUGCAAUCCUGCUCUGUCUUUCCUCUAAUUCUUUCAGUAAUAACUCUUACCAUACACUUUACCAGGUUUACUCAGUAAACUUAUUCCCCUGUAAUUUUUACAUUCUCCUUUGUCCCCCUUCCUUUUGUAUAAAGGACAUACACACUCCACCAAUACCUAGGUACCUUCCCCUCUUUCAUACAUUUAUUGAACAAAAGUACCAACCACUCCAAAACUAUAUCCCCACUUGCUUUUAAUAUUUCUGUCACGAUCCCAUCAGUUCCAGCUGCUUUACCCCCUUUCAGUCUACCCAGUGCCAUCCAGCUUUUCACUCCUAAAAGAUAUUGGACCUUCCUGACCAAUGCACGAAAUUACUGCCUCUCUCUCUUCAUCGACAUUUAAGCUCCUCAAAAUAUUCCCACCAUCUUCCCAAUACCUCCAGGUCCCCAUCUACUCACUCCCCUAUUCUGUUUUUUAACUCAAAUCCAUUUGUUCCCUAGGCUUUUUUAACCUAUUUAUCUCACUCCAAAUUUUGUUCUUAUUUUCACCCACUCUAUCAUUUGCUCUCCUUUUGUACUCCCUUACUACUCUCUUCACUUCUCUUUUACUCUCCAUAUACUCCACCCUUCUUAUAUCACUUCUUUGUAAAAACUUAUUAGCAACCUUUUUCUCUUUUAUCUCACCCUUUACCUCAUCAUUCCACCAAUCACUCCUCAUAUGCUUUUUAAAAGUUGUAAAACGAACCACACCUUGCCAAAAAGCUUUCUCCAUUGCCAUUUUCUUUUUUUAACAUUGAAUAGAGACUUGGUGCAUUAUCUUGAAUCGUCAUCUGAAUUAAAGGAAUUCUUUUCUGGCUGCAGUCUUCAAUCCAUAACGUUAAAAGACGUUCCAAAUUAUCCACUUCAGAACUACGAACAUUAACAAUCAUUCUUGACAUACAGAUGCUGUAGCCAUUCCACGUCUUUUAUUUAUUUUUUUUUUCAACAAGUCGGCCAUCUCCCACCGAGGCAGGGUGACCCAAAAAAAGAAAGAAAAUCCCCAAAAAGAAAAUGCUUUCAUCAUCAUUCAACACUUUCACCACACUCACACAUUAUCACUGUUUUUGCAGAGGUGCUCAGAAUACAACAGUUUAGAAGCAUAUACGUAUAAAGAUACACAACAUAUCCCUCCAAACUGCCAAUAUCCCAAGCCCUCCUUUAAAGUGCAGGCAUUGUACUUCCCAUUUCCAGGACUCAAGUCCGACUAUAUGAAAUUAACCGGUUUCCCUGAAUCCUUUCACUAAAUAUUACCCUGCUCACACUCCAACAGAUCGUCAGGUCCCAAGUACCACUUGUCUCCAUUCACUCCUAUCUAACACGCUCAUGCACGCUUGCUGGAAGUCCAAGCCCCUCGCCCACAAAACCUCCUUUACCCCCUCUCUCCAACCCUUUCGAGGACGACCCCUACCUCGCCUUCCUUCCCCUAUAGAUUUAUAUGCUUUCCAUGUCAUUCUACUGUGUCAUUCUUUUAAUUUUAUCUUUAUUCCUAAUGUGCGCACAUACCGAUGCUUCAUUCAUUUUCUUGUCACCUGGUAUUUUAGCAUAUGAUGCAUCAUCUUCAUGUUUUAUAAAUUCUAGUUUUUCAUCUAAUGUUAACUAUUUACAUCUUCUAGUACACUCAGUAUCAUUUCAUUUCCUCUUUCCACUCAUAUUUGCAUAUAAAAGGGGUACCAGUACUUUAUAUAAUGAAGAAUUUUUUUAUAUACGUAUGUACUGUAUAAGACUUCACUACUCAGAGUCUGGAGUGAUACUGAUGUUUGCAUCAUACUAGCCUGGUACAUAGCAGCAGUCCAGUAUCGGUGUCUAAUACAGUUAAAUAAAAUUUAUAUUAUUAAAUUUAUGAACUGGAUUAUAUCAAAACCUGUGCUAUGCAAGGUAUUGCUGUAAUGUAUAUGUUUAAAAGUGUGUAAAAUUCACAUUACACUGUAGCAGUUUUUAUUUAUUAAGUGUUUUAUGAUCAUAACAUUUUAGAGUGUUAAGAAAUUGACUUGACCUAUUUACAUGUCUACACAAUAAAAUUAUUUAUGAAUUAUGAGUAACUGCAAUAUCUUGCAUAAAAUAUUGAAAAAUGUGCUACUGGUUAAUAAUAAGUUGAACAGUUUUGUGGAUAUUUGUAUGACAGUGUCCAUAAAAUGAAAGUUUGAAGACUUUAUCCUACUAUUAUAUUUAUGGUAAAGUUCUAAAGCCUUAGGGAUCAUAUGCUAUAGGAAUGAGAGGCAAUCAGGGUUGAUCCAAGGAAGGGAAGGACAGCUCCAAUUCAUUUAAUCAAGAGCCCUUUAAUCCCUGAGGUGACAUUAAACUACAGUAAAAAAAAAUGCAAUAUAAUAUGUACAGAACAUUCUUGACCUGUUAUUCAUUUUGUUUUUUAAUCAUUGUUUGAAACCAUGCAAACAAUGCUGAACUUGCCUUCCCAUCAGUUGGAUUGUUUGAUUGCUAUAGUUUUUUCCCUGUUGCUCUAAUAUGAUCAGUUCUUCACUCUAGUCAUUGACAUAGUUACUUAUUUUUGCAAUAGCUAUAUGCAAUGCCAGUUGAGAUUGUAGCUAUGUGUAAUAACAAGUGAGCCUCAAUAUGUCAACACACAAAUGGGAUUUGUAGUAUAUUUCAGUGGUGGAUUAACCCUUCCACUGUCCAGACUCUGAAAAUUAAUAUUGCUCCUAGUGUCCACUUGAAAAAAAAAAAAAAUCUUUUGAAAUGGUAGAGAAUCUUUUUCUCAAGGUAAUGACACCAAAAUUAUGAAAUGUGAUGAAAUUA